AUGAGCAAUUCUACCAGGGUGACUGAGUUUCUCCUCAUAAGCUUUGCUGAUACACCGAAGUUAAGGGUCCUGUACUCCAUGUUGUUCCUUUUCAUAUACUUGGCUACCUUGUUAGGGAAUCUUCUCAUUGUCACUGUCACCACAUUUGACCAGAAGCUUAACACACCCUUGUACUUCUUCCUCAGAAAUCUGUCUGUCUUAGAUAUGUGCUACAUUACUGUCACUGUGCCCAGUGCCUGUGUCUAUUUUCUCACUGGUAACAGAACCAUUUCCGUGGCUGCUUGUGCCACCCAGGUAUUCUUGGUCAUUUACUUUGCCUAUGUGGAGAUUCUGUUCCUCACCAUUAUGGCUCAAGACCGCUAUGUGGCCAUCUGCCAGCCACUCCAUUACACAAUUACUAUGAACAACAAAGUCUGUAUCCAAAUGACCCUUGUCUCCCUGCUCAGUGGGCUUGCGUAUUCAGGUGUGCACACAGGUAAAACAUUCCAGUUGACCUUCUGUCGGUCCAAUGUGAUCCAUCAGUUCUUCUGUGAUGUCCCGUCUCUGCUGAGGAUCUCCUGCUCUGACACCUCCAGCAACUUCACUUUACUUCUUCUAUCUGCCAUUAUGGUUUGUGGGAUCUGCUUUAUCUUUAUUACUGUGUCAUAUAUUAACAUACUUAGAGCUAUGCUAAAGUUUUCAAUUAAGGAGCAAGGAAAAGCCUUUUCUACCUGUGUCCCUCAUAUCCUUGUGUUGUCUAUCUUUCUCAGUUCCAUCAUCUCUGUAUAUCUAAGGCCAUCAGUAACAUCUGAAACAAUUAAUGACAUGAUUCUUUCUGCAUUUUAUACCAUGGUUGCUCCAUUUUUAAAUUCUAUCAUCUAUAGUCUUAGAAACACACAGAUAAAGGAAGCUGUAAGGAGAUUAGUAUUUUAA
Phacochoerus africanus (Common warthog) is the source of this 912-nucleotide messenger RNA. RefSeq names its product olfactory receptor 14C36-like. The transcript has a single exon. The coding region runs from base 1 to 912 and encodes 303 amino acids. NCBI's taxonomy places the organism in Eukaryota, Metazoa, Chordata, Mammalia, Artiodactyla, Suidae. The record is from RefSeq and is a predicted model, not a curated record. Gene Ontology annotation, cellular component: membrane. Gene Ontology annotation, molecular function: olfactory receptor activity; G protein-coupled receptor activity. Gene Ontology annotation, biological process: G protein-coupled receptor signaling pathway.